GGCCGUCUCGAUUGGUGUUAGAACUGGCGCUGUUACGCGGUUCACCUAAUGUGUUCAAUGACAGUUACGUCUUUUGAUAUUACAAGUACAGGCAUAUACAAGCAUAUCAAUUAACUGUCGUAUACGGGUGAACACCAUGGCUGGAUCAAACAACAAGGUUGGUGAGAAGUGCAAAGAAAACAAUGAGAGUGAAUUCUUCUGUGAACUUUGCAACCUAGAUUAUUUCACUAGAACUCAGUUUGAAGAACAUGAUUGGUCAUUGUUACAUCAUCAGCGAAUGGAAAAAGUUCAUGGGAAGGAACAUGCCCAUGUAUGCAGUCUAUGUCAUUUCAGUUGUACAGGUUUAUCUGCAUAUGGAAAACACCUUAUUUCUCUGCAGCACAGAGCUGGUCUUGAAAGACGUAGACAUGAUUCUUCAUCUCCAACAAGAAACCUCUCAAAAGCAUUGUUGAAGACUCCAGUGAAUAAUGAUUUGAAGAACAGAACACCACAACAUGAUAGCAGAUCACGUUAUGACCAGAAAACACCUGCUGGAUUUAAAAGGAAUGAUGAUAGACCUAACAAACCAUCAAAGGCAAUGAACACUAGUGUAUCUAACUAUUCAGAUGACAACCACUCACAGAGCUCUUAUUAUCAUACCUUUGAACCUGCACUUAGAAAACCGGAAUGGGAAAGAGAUUAUCCCCAAGAUACUGGUCAGUACAAUUACUACAAUAGACCACAUAGUGCUCAGGGAUUUUACAGGGGCAUACAGAAAAGAUACCCACAAGAAAGAUCUUUUUUACCCCAGGAAAGUUUCAGAAGUUACAACAGAAGUUUUCACAGAGAAAAUUAUGAAUAUGCUUCUCCAGCUAGGAUAGAUAAUACUGUCAGUAAAAAUUGGUAUCAUGAGGAUAUUGGCUGGAGAACAAGUACUCCAGUUAAUGAACGUGAUUACCCUUAUGAACAGCAAAACCAAGACCGACAUCACAAUAAAAAUCAAGCAUUGUCUGUCUAUGCACACAAUACUCGUACAUUUGUAGAAUCAAGUUAUGUAAAUAGAGUUGACGAAGCAGUCAAUAAUGAGAGGUUCAGAUAUAUGGAUCAAAGACGCCAGGGUACAGAACAAUUAAUCCCUCGUAGAAAGAGUUACUCCACUGGUGGUAUCCCGGUAUCAGAACUUGGGGCUAGCUUCAGAAAGGAAAGAUCUAUCCCUGUUAAUGAUAGGAGAGUUGAAUACUCCUCCACUUACACAAGUAUUAAAGACAAUAAUACCAUUCCAAGUUGUCGGUCACCUGUUGAAAUCACUUCUACUACGCCAGAUACUAUGCUAGGCAAUGUCAAUAUUGACAAGUCAACUCGAGAUAAGUCACCAGGACCAAUCACAUUAGAUGAACUGAAAACAAAUUCAUUUCAAGAACAUGCAAAGGAGUUGAGCAGGUCCACUGUUGUGAUGUCAGAGAAAAAUAAAUUGCAGGAAAAGAUGGAAAGAUUACAAGAGAUAAGAGCUAAAAAAGAACAACUCGUUAAAAACCAAGAAAGGAUUUCAUUGCUCAAGCAAAGAUUAGCUCGUGGCUUUGCAUCAAGAAAUCAGCAGCAUGUUGAUGACAUGGACAAAAGCUUGAAGAGUGUUUAUGCUAAAGAAUUAGAGCGUGUCCAACCUCCAGAUGAACCUCAGCCACAGGAAACAACAUCUUUGGUUGAACCUUUUUUUAAGCGACCUAGUCAACCUAAUCUUAGUAUGGAACACAACUGUCCCCCAGUAGUCAAGAGAACAACAGAUAACAAGGGACCACUUCAUCAUAAAAAAAUGCAACAUAGAGAUCGCAAAUCUGAUUCUGUUAAUAAGAAUCACAUUGAUAGACAUCACAGCAGUUCAGAUGCACUCAGGCAGACAGAUGAAGUUCAUGAACUAAAUUCAAAUGAGUUUGAAAUGCAAGUAGAUACAGACAGUGCAGAAGGAAUUCAUUUUGUAGAGCCUCAGUUUGAUUCCUAUUAUACAGAGUCAACAGAUGAAGAUACUGCAUCAAGGAAGAAAUCUCCUUGUAGCCCAGGUAAAUAUAGAAAACAAAGAUAUAGCAGAUCUGAUUCUUACCCACCGUAUCCACAGGUCUCUCAUCAAGACAAUCAAAACAGGCCAAAAGAAAAUGAUGAUGGUGACUGUACGUCCUCAGAGGAAGUGCCACAGUACCAGCGAUUCCAUAGUCAUGAAUACGUGUCAAGUGAAAGCAGCGAACAAGAAAGUAGUCUGGAUCUUUCAAAACUUAACUUACCUCAAGACUUACAAAAAGAACUAUCUAAGCACAUUAGAGCCCAGAAUAUUGCCAAAAGCCAAGGAAUCGUGCAGCCAAACUUAGGACAUGCAAGGAGUCGUCUUCAUGUUGGACAGCGACCAAAAAGUGGAGAUAAAGGUGUCGAGCAGAGACUUUUACAGAUGUUGAGUUCACCACACUCCAGACAUAGACAGGACAAACAGUUUGAAAGACUGAAACAGCAUGUACAGUCAACCAAACCACCUUCAAAGCUUCCAAGAUUUGGUCUGCAGUUGCUUCCAUCUCAGUUGACACUACCGCAGAUACUACAAGAUACCGAUUCACAGGUUGAUGAUGUGAUAGAAUGCCAGAAUGAAAACAUUAUAGAAUUAGAUUCAGAUCCGCCAAGUCCAAAUAGUUUGUCUCGAACUAAAAGAUCUCAUGCUGAUAUCGAAGCAAAUGUUAGUUCAGAAAAUGUUACUUCAGAGAUACUAGAAGACGCCCAGACCAAGAGGCGUAAAAUGAAGGAAAAUACGAUUCAGGAAGCUGUGGUAGAACUAGAGGAUAAUAAAAAUGAGGAUAGUGUCACCGCAUGCAAUGUGGAUGUUACAACUUUGUAUCAGAUUUCAUUACAAGAAGAGGAACUGCACAGAAAAUUAUCAGCAAGUGAGAGAUCAAUAGUUGAGAUGAGAAGCUAUAUACAGAAUAAAAUAGAAGAACUACGAACAAUGGAGGCACAGCGUGCACAGAUAUGCCAAGAGAUGCAAGGAAUUCGUGACCAGCGAAUGAUGAUUUUGAAAGGUGCUGUUUCAGAGAGAAAAGUAGACGAAGGUACCAGUAUCUCAUUCAGUACACCAAUGCAAGAACGUAGAGACAAAAUCAGUGCUGACACAACCACCACUGAUAAAGAGAAGUCUAUGGAAUCCAGCAAGCCUGAGACCAAUGAUGCCUGUCAACCAAUGAAAAUUAAGUCAGAACCAAUUGAUACUGAUUACGCAAAAGCUGAAAAAACUGUAAUGAUGUCAUCAUCAAGCGUUCAGGAAAGUCCUGGAGAUAGCAGCUUAACUACAAUGUUUGAACAGUUUACCAAGAAUCCAAAGAAGUUUGAAAUAGAACCAGUUGAUGAAUCUGUGUUUGUUAAUAGUACCCAACAAAAUGGUCUGCAAGUGACAGUUAAAACUAACAAAGCUGGAAAAGAGUCGCAUGCACAAACACCACCAAUUGAUUCUACUAAUUCAGCAAAGAAUCUAUGUAAGGACUCUAGUUCUGAAAUUACUUUGCCAAAAAGCUGUGUAAGUUUUGCCAGUGAUAACAAACAGAAGAGUCAGACAGUAGGUGUUCAGGGAACGACUGACAAACCUGUGAAUGAGAAGAAGAAGCUCAAACUUGUAAAGGAUCGAAAGAUAAAAAGCAAAAAAGCAACAGUGAGCGAGGAUGAAGUUGCUCCACAUGUUCGUAGUAUGGAAGAACUGCAGAAUUCAGCUCCGUACGAGGUCGCUGCUAUCAAUGCUAGUAGCGCAACAUUGCGACAGCUUGCAUCAAACUACCUAGAAUUAAAAAAUGCAUCUACGUUAUUCUUGAAAGAAACUAAAUCAAGCACACAGGAUUCUUCUCAAAGUGUCAAGCUUGGAGAUGUACCAGUAUCCAAAAAUGAUAGCAUUGAGGACAUGGAAAUUGGUACAGACACUGAUGUCAGCAUACAAGUUGAGAAUGGCUCACAUAGUGUAAGAAGACUGAAAACUAGCCCAGACAGAAAAAAAACACAUAAAGACAUUUCUGGAAGAAAAACUGUUGAUAGUCAUUCACCGUUUCAGUCUGUUAUUGAUAGCAUUAUGGAGGAAAGUGAUCAUAUUCUUCCAGUGUCUAAGUCCGUGAAGUUUGAGAAUCAAGAACAUUUCCCAAAGAAGGAGGAAUCGCCCUCUUGGACAGCUCCACUUUCACAGGACAUAAGAGUUGUGCUAAAUGACAUUUACAAGAAUCCAUUUGACAAGAAACCCAUUAAAAGGGUGGAUAACAUUUGUGAUACUAAGAAACCUCAAAAAGAGAGCCUGCUGUCUGUUCCUAAGGCUGGUCAAUGUACAUGUAGUGUCCAACAUGGUACACAGGAUUUUACAUGGAUGAAAGAUUCAUCCAACGUUAGUGAGUUUUCUGAAAUAGUUAAUAUAAACAAUGAUAAUGUGGUGGAUUCCACACGACUAGAUCAACAAAUAGUGGGUUUAAAUGAAGAAGCUGCUAUUGAAAAGAAAAAGAAAUCUCCCAAAAUGUCAAAAGAUGGAAGAAAAGUGAAAAGGAAGAAGAGGAAACCAAAGAAUGAGGAACCAGAUUCUGAUGCUGAUAUCUCACUUGUUGUUGUGCCUAAACAAGUGGUUAAAAGAAAAUCAAAAUCAACAAAACCAGCUAAAGUUUGUGAGAAUGUUUCUACAUCGCUCACCCAACCUGAGGAGAGAAGGAAGCAUAAACCAAUAGUAUUAGAUCAUUCUGCAGACUUUUUACCACUUGAUGAUGAUGAUGAUGAUUUGCAAAGAACUGAACCAUACAGCACAGUAUUACCAAUAGAUAAUUCAACCGAUGAUGAACAGUCAAAUCAGGAAAUAGUUGAAAUCCUACAAUCAUGUACUACUGAGGACAGCAAACAUGACUCAGUGAUCCCCUCUGAACCAACACUGAUUGGAUUGAACAAACAAAUGGCUGCUAAUGAUUCAGAUUUUAUGUCCAAUUAUGAGGAAGAACCCAUGCAGCUUGCAGACACAGAAGAAGAUGCCAGUGCAUCAGAAUUUACAGUGCCAGUCAGUGCUGCACACGUCACAUCUACAAAUGACUUAGAUGAAUGUGAAUCAGAUGUAUCCAAAAGUUCAACAUUGGUUGAUGGAGUCAAUCCUCGGACAUCACUGUUGUCAAGAGUUUCUAUGGACAGUCUGCAGGUAUCACCACACAUCAGAAGUAAAUUUCGACUGCAGGUUUUGGAGCAAACUGGACUGUCAUCCCAGGAUACAGUUGGCACCAGUAAAGUAGAAGAGAUGUCAACUCACGUUAGUUUGUCCACAGUGACAUCAUCUAAGCGAUCUAACGGUAAAGAUGAAAGACUUCCUGUGAACACACCAGAAAGAAGGCCUGACCAAACUGUAUGCAUUCCACAGUCCACCCAGUCUCAGCUACGCACCGGUUUAUUUCGUGAUCACCACACUGACAAUGUGGUCGAUAUUCAGGCCAUCUAUGGAAACUUAUUUACUGCAUCCUCUGAUGGCACUAUUAUGAAAUGGAAUUUAGAGGUAAGAACAACAUCUAAGCUUCCAUCUUUGUCUUUCUCUUCACUCAUGGACUUCAUCUGA
Messenger RNA from Saccoglossus kowalevskii, 5560 nucleotides. RefSeq lists its product as uncharacterized. The record is from RefSeq and is a predicted model, not a curated record. Lineage: Eukaryota; Metazoa; Hemichordata; Enteropneusta; Harrimaniidae. Gene Ontology annotation, molecular function: SH3 domain binding; RNA binding. Gene Ontology annotation, cellular component: membrane; cytosol.